Molecule: messenger RNA, 2281 nt
Organism: Eucalyptus grandis
Lineage: Eukaryota; Viridiplantae; Streptophyta; Magnoliopsida; Myrtales; Myrtaceae
Exons: 4
Coding region: 533-2281 (582 amino acids)
Source: RefSeq, a predicted model, not a curated record
UCUUGGCUAAGUACAUUGGAGUUAUCUAAGCUGCCAAACUUGCGGUGCAUGUGGAAACAAGAUGUACGAUUGCAAGGAAUAUCGAUAUUUCGGAACUUGAAGAAGCUCUCUAUCAGCAAUACAGGGCUAUCAUUUCUCUUUCCGGUGUCUAUGACUAAAUAUCUUAGAGAAAUUAGAGACAUUGAAGUGAAGGAUUGUCCAAAUAUGAAGGCAGUGAUUGUGGAUGAAGAAGGAAGAAAUGAAGAGAUGGAUGAUAUUAUAGAGUUCCCAUUAUUGGAACGACUAUCUAUAAGCCAUUGUCCCAUGGAGAAAUUCUUCUCGUAUUCUCACGGAAAAAAAGAGUUAAUAACCACCACUUCAGAUUCACAAGAUACUUAUUUCGAUUUCUUCAUUGAUCAAAAGAUAAGUUUACCAAGCUUGGAGAAGUUAAUACUCUACUCGGUAGGAUCCUUCAACAAAUUAGCCAACCUCACCCUGAAACAAGAUGUACAGUUAGAAGGAAUAUCAAUAUUUCGGAACUUAGAGAAGCUCUAUGUCUAUAAUAUGGGGCUGUCAUUUCUCUUUUCAGCGUACUGUGGCUAAAUGUCUUAGAGAAAUUAGAGACAUUACAGUGGAGGACUGUCCAAAUAUGAAGGCGGUGAUUGUGGAUGAAGAAGGACGAAGAGAUGAAGGGACAGUUGAUAUUAUAGAGUUCCCACUAUUGAAUCGACUAACUAUAAGCUGCUGUCCCACAGAGAAAUUCUUCUCAUAUCCUCACGGAAAAACAGAGUCAAUAACCACUACUUCAGAUUCACAAGAUACUUAUUCUAAUUCCUUCUUUGAUCAAAAGGUUAGUUUACCAAGCUUGGAGCAUUUAGGCCUUUGCUCAGUAGGAUCCUUCAAAAGGAUAUGGCACGAUGAACUUCCCAAAAGUUCUUUCUGCGAAUUAGCCACCCUCACCCUUGAAAAUUGUUUUGGGCUACUCAUCGUCUUCCCUUCGACAAUCACACGGAGAUUGCACAACCUGAAAGAAGUCAAAGUUUCAAACUUGAAAUGCUUGGAAUCAUUAUUUGACUGUGGAUCCUUUGGUUCAACUAUGGAAAGAAAACUUGUGUUGCUCCCAAAAUUGGAAAGAGUGGAGGUGAGAGGAGCAGGAAGGCUCAAACACAUGGUGAAGAGCGACUCUCACAUGGUUUUGGGUUUUCCUAGUCUAACAAAAGUCGAGGUUGAAAAUUGCUCCGAGCUAACAUAUCUUUUCCCCAAUUAUACGGUCACAACUUUAGGGAAACUUGAGCGCUUAUGGAUUAGCAAAUGCGAACGUAUGAAGGAAGUGGUUCCCAAGGAAGAAGGGGAUCAAUCAAAGUCGGAAGUGAUUAGUUUCCCUUGCUUAAGUGACUUAUCACUUCAGAAGCUUGAUGACUUGAUUUGUUUCAGCUCAGGAUGUUCUUCGUAUGAUUUUGCCUCAUUAAGAAGUCUAAGAAUUGAGGGGUGCUGUAACUUUGGAGCGUUCAUCCCAAGUCCUACAAGUGUCGAGAGGCCAUUAAGCAAGAUGGCGGGAGAGGACGAUGAGAUGGUUACAUUUCCCAAUAUAAGAAGUCUAGAAAUUGAAGGCCCUCAGUGCAAAGAGCUAUGGAACAAUCAAAUUCCCACCGAUUCCUUUCGGAAAUUGAAAUAUCUUGGUUUGGAGUCCUGUGACAAUCUCCAACGUAUUGCCCCAUCCCAUAUGUGGAAGAGGCUACAGUGUUGUCUUGAGAAUCUAAAAGUGAUUUCAUGCUGUUCGAUUGAGAUAAUAUACGAAGGUGAUGGGAUGGAUAUAGAGGGUGGUGAAUUGAGGUCAUUGGUUUUGUGUGAUCUCAAGAAUUUGAGGCACAUUUGGCAGUCCAACAAUCUCCCAAACAUCCCGUUCCCAAACUUGAGAGACAUAGAGACUGUGAGGUGGCCCCGUUUGGAAAUGGUUUUCACUACCUUCACAGUGAAAUUUCUCCGGCAAAUCAAAGAGCUAAUGGUGGAGUCAUGUGAAGAUAUGAAACAAAUUGCUGGCCAUGAAAAAGCGGAAGAAGCGACUGGCACGACAAUCACCUUCUCCAAGUUAACUAUUCUUAGACUUCUCGAGUUGCCGAAAUUCAAGAGCUUCUUACUUGAGAGAUACUCUCUGAAAUUCCCGUGCCCUGAGAACUGCCCAUCCUUGCGAGACUUGAGUAUAGUAAGUUGUGGAGCGGAGCCAGACCAAGCCCUUGGUGACUGGGAAGGCCACCAACAAGCACGACAACUACUCAUGAUCUUCCGCCAAUUGAUCUGUUAA